Molecule: messenger RNA, 3403 nt
Organism: Danio rerio (zebrafish)
Lineage: Eukaryota; Metazoa; Chordata; Actinopteri; Cypriniformes; Danionidae
Source: RefSeq, a predicted model, not a curated record
UUUAGCUAGUAGUGUAAAUGUUUGUUGACUCGCCUACUGUCACUCCAGCUGGACACAAGUGCACUUUGUUGGGACGAACACCAACUUUACCAACUAAAUAAAUGAUAAACCUGCUCGUUUCCCGCAGACGUCCCAUCUGAAGUGUUGAUGUCCGUGUCUGCCGUCUGCUUUUCUCGGCUGCUGAGAUGCGCUCGAUGCGUGCAUCCUGCCAGGUGUGUGCGUGUGCCCGGAGUCCGCUGGCACACCACUCGUUUGGACAUGGACGGCAGCGGCCGUCCAGCCACCUGGGACUCCUUCGGGAUUUGGGAUAACCGGAUAGAGGAACCCAUCCUGCUGCCACCCAGCAUCCGCUACGGAACCCCGAUCCCGCACAUCAGUGUGUCCAGGGUGGGCUGCGCGACUCUGAUCGGCCGCCGGCGGGAAAACGAGGACCGUUUCCAAGUGAGCGAGCUGACGCAAAACGUGCUGUACUUCGCCCUGUUUGACGGACACGGGGGCGCACACGCCGCAGAUUACUGCCACAAACACAUGGAGCAGAACAUCAGGGACUGUUUGGAGAUGGAAACAGAUUUACAGACAGUUUUAUCAAAAGCGUUCCUGGAGGUGGAUGCAGCUUUGGAAGAGAAGCUGCAGAUUUACGGCAAUGCCUCCCUCAUGAUGGUGGGCACGACGGCGACAGUGGCUCUGCUUCGGGACGGCAUUGAGCUGGUGGUCGGCAGCGUUGGAGACAGUCGAGCUCUGCUGUGUAGGAAAGGAAAAUCACGCAAACUCACAGACGAUCACACUCCGGAGAGAAAAGACGAGAAACACAGGAUCCGUCAGAGUGGUGGGUUCGUGACCUGGAACAGCGUCGGCCAGGCUAACGUUAACGGCCGCUUGGCAAUGACCCGCAGCAUCGGAGACUUUGACUUGAAAAAAAGUGGCGUGAUCGCUGAACCAGAGAUCACACGGACUCUAUUGCAGCACGCUCACGACUCCUUCCUGGUCCUCACCACUGACGGCGUCAACUUCAUCAUGUCCAACCAAGAGAUCUGUGACAUCAUCAACCUGUGCCACGACCCCACCGAGGCGGCAAACGUCAUCGCUGAGCAGGCUCUUCAGUACGGCUCUGAGGACAACAGCACAGUGAUCGUGGUCCCGUUUGGAGCCUGGGGGAAACAUCAAAACACAGACUACACACACGACAUGAGCCGAAACUUUGCCUCCAUAGGCCGCUGGUCUUAACAUGAAGACUAACACUCUCCAACUACAGCACUGCCGUUACACUGACAACUGCACUAUGAGGAGGAGGAAACAUCUGCUUUAAACCAACCUUUACAUCUAAAGACAGAAGGUGUGGCGGAUUAUUUGCUUUAUUAUUCGUGACCCUGGACGCAAAACCAGACUUAUGCUGCAUGGAUAGAUUUGUGGAAGGAGCCAAUAUAUUAUAUAUAUAUAUAUAUAUAUAUAUAUAUAUAUAUAUAUAUAUAUAUAUAUAUAUAUAUAUAUAUAUAUAUAUAAUAAAGGGGUUUUUAACCAAUACAUACGUACACUGAAAUUAAUGAUUAGUUACAAUGUGCGUAUUGUGUAAAUACAUGUUUAUGCAUUGCACUUACAGUGGGAAAACAAAUAUUGGACACAGAUUUUUUUCCUUUGUGAAAACAACUCGCUCUUUUAACUGUACAUAAUCAGCAGCUUUCUGUGUAUAUUUUAGUGAUGUGUUUAUCAGUGUAAAUGCCUAGUCUAGAGCAGUGGUUCCCAACCUGUUUUUGCCCGAGAUCCCCUUUUCCCCUGAAAAUAUUGUAAGGCCCCCUCCACGUUUAAUGAUAUCAUCACGCAUAAACGUUUGCAGUAAUGAUGACAAAGAAUGUUGUUUUCAAACAAACAGUGUGUUUAUUACUAUAUCAAGAUAUGUUUAUGCACAAAUAAUAGCCUAAUGCAAAAUAUACAAGCAAAACAUCAUUUACAUUUCGUCAUUUAGCAGACGCUUCUAUCCAAAGUGACUUAGAAAUGAGGACAAGCAAGCAAUUUACACAAACAAUGAAUUAAGUGCUGUAGGCAAGUUUCAGGUAUGUAAAGUGUAAGAAGCAAAACAUUAGUCAUUUAUUUUUAUUUUUUUUGUAGUACAGUUAGCGGUAGAACCAGAGAGGCAUUUGCAGAUUAGGAAGGAAAGUGGAGACUAAAUAGUUGAGAUUUUUUUUAUAAAACGGACCUUAAACGCGCCGGUUUUUGCAUUGGCAUACAGUUCGCCGGAAGUGCUUGACCCAGGUUACUGGCAAAUUAAAAGUCCCAUUUGCAUGCUUCGGCAUAUACCCCAUUAAUCCACGGACAGGUGGUUGAGGACCACUGAGCUAGGGGAUAAAAUGAAGUCAACAUGAUCAUUCUUCAAAUUGUCCACUGCUAAGUAUUUUUUUUUAAAUAUGACACGACCCCCACCAAAGCUCACUGUUGUGGGCAGGGACCCCCCAUGUUGGGAACCACUGGACUAGAGGAACUGCAGACAGAAUUAACCUGAAUAAGUCUUCUGUGGUUCUCGGUUUUAGCAAGAAAUGUCCAUAUUUUUGUACCUUUAAAGGUGUUGUAUGAAAGUUUUUGACUCUUCUAAAGCAUAAACAUAUUGUAAUAUGUAGGCAGAUAUUUCAGAAACAUGCCAAGUGAGCUUUCUUGUUUAUCUGGAGAACAAUGCUAAAGUCAGAUAUUCUGCUUUAAAGGUCCCAUGAAAUUAGUUAGUAGCAGUAUUGUUCGAUUUUAAGAUAUCUAUAAUCUAGUGCGCUCCAAAAUAGUGACGAAAUUUGCGUUUAGAAGAUUUAAAACAGAUAUAAACAUGUGAAGCUUUAAUGCACUUUUGCCUAAAUGGAUCAAUGAUUUUAUUCACCUCACCCCAUACUUCAGCUUCUCAUCAAAUCUUCUGACCAAUCAAAUCCUCUCUAGUUUCUGACUUGCCCGCCCCCUUCUUCUCAUUGGCUUCUAAUUUGAUGUGCCUGAGCUCAACCACUCUCACUUGCAGAGCUGUGAUAUAAACAAAAUGCUAUUGGCUGUUUUAAAAAGUGGGAGGAGCUAUAUUAUGUCCCGUCCUCUUCUUCUGUUUCGGUUGAGAUUAUGUCAGACAUUGAAUGAAAAUUCGCUCCAUAAGACCUUAAACCUAGUUCAGCCGCUAGGUGUCAAUCACACAUACUGCACCUUUAAAUCUCUCCUCAUCAAGUCACUUUUGUGUUUUUUUCACUAUCUUGAAUAUGAUGGACUAAUUCUCAGUGCCUUAUUUCUUGAAUAUGAUGUGAAUACAAUCACAAAUUCAGCAUAUUAGAUUUUCCUGAGGUUUUGCGUUGGUUUACAGAUCUUGUUUGAACAUUUAGUUUCAGUCAAUAUCUUCUGAGUGAAUACAAAUGUGAAUGCAAGAUAAAAUAAAACUGUAUUGUGAAAUGUG